AACCGGCAAGAUGCGGUGUAAAGUACUUGAAUAUCAGGAGAUUGCAUCUCAGGCCGUUCUUGCCCGAAUGAGGCCUAGUCACGCAAUUCGCUAGCUGCAUCAUGUGCUCCACCCCAUCCUCCACCUUAAGACUCGCGACUCACCACUCUCCAUCUUUCUCUUGUAUUUCUCCUUCCAUCGCCAUCAUGGCGUCCGAAAACACCCCACUUCUCCAGGAUCCUCCUCCAGAUUCCGUUACCAAUCAAGAUGAAACAUCUCCCUCACCAUCUCAGCGUCACGGGACCUUUGCAGCACAACUGGGGGCACUGGAUGGCUUUGCGCUCCUCAUCAGCAUCGUCAUCGGAUCUGGUGUAUUCUCAUCCCCAGGACCCGUAGAUGCAAAUGUUUCGUCUCCAGGAUUCGCGUUACUGGUCUGGUUGGUGGGCGGUAUUCUAGCGUGGAGUGGAGCAUUGACUUUCGCGGAACUGGGCACGGCUUUUCCCGGCGAAGGAGGCAUCCAACCCUAUCUCACGUACAUGUACGGCGAGUUCAUUGGAUAUCUGGCCGCAUGGUCUUGGAUAGUGGCAACUAUGCCGGCAACACUAGCGAUUCUUUGCAUUGUCUUCGUCGAGAGCAUUUACUCGUCUCUUGGAAUCAACGAACCACAACCACCCAUCACACAUAAACUUUUGUCACUUUUGGUACUCUUUGCUGUCACUGUCGCCAACAGCAUUAGCACCAAGACGAGCACGAGGCUGAGUGGAUUAUUUGUCGCGGUAAAGUUUCUUACUAUCGCGCUACUGGGAAUUGCUGGAUUGGUGGUUGUGGGGGUUUAUUUGGGGAGUGGGAAGAGUAAAGAUUUGGGUGGUGGGGACUGGCAUCAAAAAGGGUGGUACGCACCCAGAGAUACGACAAUGCCUGAUGGAAGCUCAUUUGACUGGGACAACGUAUCAGCAUGGGAUACCUUGGGUUAUUUUUCUGCUGCACUUUACGGGGCACUGUGGGGAUAUUCUGGGUGGGACAAGGCGAACUACGUUGCUGCUGAGCUUCGCGAUCCACGGAAGCAAUUGCCCCUCUCUAUCAAUACCGCUAUUCCCACAAUCAUUGCUUGCUACAUUGCAGCUAAUGCUGUCUACUAUGUACUUCUCCCUUGGAACGUUGUUUCGACGACGGAUGCGGCGGCCGUUACUGCCAUCUCUCACUUCAUCGGGAAGGUACCAGCUUACAUAGCCACAUUCCUCAUCUGCCUUGUGAUACUGGGUUCCAUCCUAGGAAACUCCUUCGUGGCCGGUCGGAUGACAGUUGCAGCGGCCAAUAAGCGCUGGAUUCCAUCUGUGUUCGCCCGUGUCGGUCAAAUAGGGACUUACAAAGUGUCCUCGUCGCCAUUCAAACUCCCUUCAUCCUCGUCCUCCAACGAAACCGCAGUGACCGAUACAUCCACCAAUCCUGGUGACGAAUCUCCGAUCAAUGCUCUUCUUCUCAGUACAGUUCUCUCUGCUGUUUACAUACUUCUCGGCAACAUGCGAAUGCUCCUUACACUCAAUGGACUUGCCGAGUACGCAUUCUUCUUUCUCACAGUAUUGGGCGCCAUUCUGCUGCGCUGGAAGCAACCUGGUCUCGAGAGGCCAGUGAAGCCAUUUAUCGCUAUCCCCGUGGUAUUUGCCCUCAUCAGCGGCUUUGUAGUGAUUAGAGGCGCUGUGUUCGCGCCCGUGCAAGCGGGUAUCUUGGUGGGCAUCUGGGCGGUCGGUGGGGUGUGGUAUGUUGUGCGAGGAAGGUUGAGGAUGUGGCUAGAACGAUAG
Molecule: messenger RNA, 1778 nt
Organism: Periconia digitata
Lineage: Eukaryota; Fungi; Ascomycota; Dothideomycetes; Pleosporales; Periconiaceae
Source: the annotation of a GenBank genome assembly